Messenger RNA from Dendronephthya gigantea, 970 nucleotides. Its product is annotated as histone chaperone ASF1A-like. Lineage: Eukaryota; Metazoa; Cnidaria; Anthozoa; Malacalcyonacea; Nephtheidae. Gene Ontology annotation, molecular function: histone binding. Gene Ontology annotation, cellular component: nucleus. Bases 151 to 687 code for a protein of 178 amino acids. The transcript is spliced from 4 exons. The record is from RefSeq and is a predicted model, not a curated record. Gene Ontology annotation, biological process: DNA replication-dependent chromatin assembly.
AAGAGUGCGGGAAAUUUUAAUACGUAUUUUGGCUCUUCUUUUUAUUUAUCUUUUAUUUUCUUAUUAUUGCUGGUUAACUCAUGAAAAAUCAUUGGUUAUAAUUUUCAUUUCAAUCCAUUUCAAACUGCCUAAGAUUUGACUAAAAUCAGAAUGGCAAAAGUUAAUAUUUGUAAUGUGACAGUUCUUGAUAAUCCUUCGCCAUAUUUCAAUCCAUUUCAAUUUGAAAUUACGUUUGAAUGCUUGGAGGAUCUUAGCGAAGAUCUAGAGUGGAAACUUAUAUAUGUUGGUUCUGCUGAAAGUUCUGAUCAUGAUCAAGUACUGGAUUCUGUUUUGGUUGGACCAGUUCCUGAGGGAAGACAUAUGUUUGUAUUUCAGGCUGACAGUCCAGACCCAAAAAGAAUCCCAAUUCAAGAUGCAAUUGGAGUGACAGUGCUUCUUCUAACUUGUGCAUAUCGAGGACAGGAGUUUGUGAGGAUUGGAUACUACAUCAAUAAUGAAUAUAUUGAUCCUGAACUAAAAGAAAAUCCACCAGAUAAAACAGAUUUUCAGAAGUUGCAAAGAAAUAUUCUUUCUUCUGAACCGAGAGUCACUCGAUUUAAAAUUGAAUGGGAUACUGUAAAAGAUGAAAAGGAGGAAAGAAAAACCUGCAUCCAAGGUUCAGAACAAACUGCUAUGAUAACUGGAUAGAAUCUGGAAAUAGAACUUUAUUAUCUCAUUUUGUUUCUGAACGUUCAUUUUCUAUUCUGUAAAUACACCGCAAAACGUAGAGUAAAAUAGUUUAGUUAUAGCUUUAAUUGUUUCCAUUUUUGACUGUCAAUGGUGGCCCGUCUCUAUCCCGCAUCAUCAACUUUAAAAACUGCGCCUCUUCGAAAACCAACAUUUGAUUGCUAAUUGUAAAAUCAGUCUAAGUUUGUUCAUUUUGUUUGAUAUAUAUCAUUAAUGUCUCUACCAAUCCUCAUCUACGAUACAA